UCCCGGGAAUAGUCGACGCGACGACGUCUCUUCGAGGAGAAGGAAACGAAAAAUCAAAAACCUCGGAGCUCCGAAGUCCAAACAUCCACCACCGGAUCGGGGAGCGGAGCGGAUGACGACGACGGCGACGAGAAGGUGGUGGAAGCGCCGCGGCGGCGGCGGCGGCGGCGCGGGAGACGACGACGACGACCUCGUCCCCAUGGACACCCAAGAGCAGGAGGAGAUGGUCCGGUCGCUGGAGCAGAAGCAGGCGCAGCAGAGCCGCCGUUGGAGGUGCGUCUUCGCGGGGUUCCUCCUCGGCUACGCCGCUUUCCUCGGCUACUCCAGCUUUCAUCAUGCGUCGGCCCCGUGGGAACUGCGGUAUCAUGCUUAUUUCAUGGAAGAUUUGUCAUCACCAAUGGUCAUAGUGGCAGAUUGGAUAGCUGCCCUAGCAUGUUUAUUCUCAGUUAAAGGACUGCUGAACUCCUGUAAGAAGUGGAUGUGGUAUUCAUUCUAUUUCAGCAUACUGGUAACCCUCUUCUGGACGUACUACAUCUUGAGGUUACCGAGGAUCCGGUGGGAUGUAGCAUGGCUUCCAUUUGGACCUUUAAUUGCUUCUGUGUUGAGCCUCUAUGUGGACCAUUCCAUGUUGGAGUCGAUGCAAGAUAUAAACACCUUGAGGAGCUAUAUGUAUAACUACAAGGCCUUGUAGUGUGGACUGUGGAGAUAUAUUGCUAGUUGUAGCUAUGCAUGUAAAAGGUUUUUUUUACUUUUCCUCCAUUUUUUUCCACUUUCUUAAUCUGCUAGAGUUCACCUGCUUAUUUGCUGUUAAACAAUGGAGAUUCAGAUUUUUCAUGUUUCAAUGGAAAUAUUUUGGUUAAAGUAACAUUCUA
Messenger RNA from Oryza brachyantha (malo sina), 872 nucleotides. RefSeq lists its product as uncharacterized. The transcript has 7 exons. NCBI's taxonomy places the organism in Eukaryota, Viridiplantae, Streptophyta, Magnoliopsida, Poales, Poaceae. The coding region runs from base 113 to 691 and encodes 192 amino acids. The record is from RefSeq and is a predicted model, not a curated record.